AUGGGAAAUACAACCAGUAUAGCUGGGCGUGACUGCCUCGUCUCUGCCCUGGGAGGCAAUGCGGGUCUCGUCGCCUUUCAAAAUCAGCCCCUUUACCAAACCACCGCGGUGCAUGAAUACAACCUCAACAUCCCAGUCACCCCGGCCGCGAUUACUUACCCUGAGACCGCAGAGCAGAUAGCUGCAGUUGUCAAGUGUGCCUCGCAAUAUGACUACAAGGUCCAGGCGCGCAGCGGGGGCCAUAGCUUUGGAAAUUAUGGGCUUGGAGGAACGGAUGGUGCCGUGGUUGUAGAUAUGAAAUACUUCAACCAAUUUUCGAUGGACGAUCAGACAUACGAGGCUGUCAUUGGCCCAGGGACGACCCUUGGUGAUGUGGAUGUCGAGCUCUACAAUAACGGGAAGAGAGCAAUGGCACACGGUGUUUGUCCAACGAUCAGCACCGGAGGGCAUUUCACAAUGGGAGGCUUGGGCCCUACAGCGCGACAGUGGGGGUUGGCCCUGGACCAUGUCGAAGAGGUUGAGGUUGUCUUAGCGAACUCCUCCAUUGUCCGGGCUUCGAAUACGCAAAACCAAGAGGUCUUCUUCGCUGUCAAAGGUGCUGCUGCCAGCUUUGGCAUUGUGACUGAGUUCAAGGUCCGCACCCAGCCGGCACCUGGAAUAGCCGUUCAGUAUUCAUAUACCUUCAACCUCGGCAGCAGCGCCGAAAAAGCGCAAUUCAUUAAGGAUUGGCAAUCUUUCGUCUCGGCAAAGAACCUUACCCGGCAAUUCUAUACUAACAUGGUAAUAUUCGACGGAGACAUUAUCCUGGAAGGGCUAUUCUUCGGCUCGAAGGAACAGUACGAGGCCUUAAGGCUGGAAGAGCGUUUUGUGCCGAAGAACCCAGGGAAUAUCCUGGUCCUGACGGACUGGCUAGGUAUGGUUGGCCACGCACUGGAGGAUACCAUCCUGCGGCUGGUCGGAAAUACUCCAACCUGGUUUUAUGCGAAAUCCCUUGGGUUCACACCCGACACGCUGAUACCAUCUUCUGGCAUCGACGAGUUCUUCAAAUAUAUUGAGAACAACAAGGCUGGCACUUCGACUUGGUUUGUGACACUGAGCCUGGAGGGCGGAGCUAUCAAUGAUGUCCCUGCAGAUGCUACGGCCUAUGGGCACCGAGAUGUGCUUUUCUGGGUUCAGAUCUUCAUGGUCAGUCCCACGGGCCCUGUUUCCUCAACUACGUACGACUUUGCCGAUGGCCUUUACAAUGUCCUCACUAAGGCAGUGCCCGAGAGUGAGGGGCAUGCGUAUCUCGGAUGCCCGGAUCCUAAGAUGGCGAAUGCGCAACAGAAAUAUUGGCGACAGAAUCUUCCCCGGUUAGAGGAGUUGAAAGAGACUCUUGAUCCAAAGGACACUUUCCAUAAUCCUCAGGGUAUUUUACCAGCCUGA
This is a messenger RNA of Aspergillus oryzae RIB40, 1425 nucleotides long. Its product is annotated as FAD-binding oxidoreductase. The record is from RefSeq and is a predicted model, not a curated record. The transcript has 2 exons. Lineage: Eukaryota; Fungi; Ascomycota; Eurotiomycetes; Eurotiales; Aspergillaceae. Gene Ontology annotation, molecular function: oxidoreductase activity; FAD binding. The coding region runs from base 1 to 1425 and encodes 474 amino acids.